AUGUUAAAAAGUUCGAAGACGGCAAAGGAUGUAUUUGUAAGAACAGUUGGUAAUCAUUCAUAUUUACAAAGACGUGAAGAAAUUGAAGUUCGUAUAUUUAAACAAAAUAUAGAACCUAGAGUUAUAAAUGAAACAACAGCAAUAGCUAAAAUUUAUGAUGAAGAACUUCAUCGACAACAAAUGCCACAAACAGCAGCUGCUAUUAUUCUAUCAUUAUAUGAAGCAAGUUAUCCAUGUGUCGUUAUUUUAUUAUGUGAUUGUAAAACCCGUAGCUAUAAAGAAUUAUUUCGUGAAUUGAAAUAUCAUGCUACUCGUUUAAAAACAGCAUUUAAUCCAGAUAUAAUAACAAGUGAUUUCGAAAAAGCUUUAAUCAAAGUUGUUGUUGAUAAAUGUCCACAACUACGACAUGCCGGUUAUUACUUUCAUUUUACACAGGCUCUCUAUCGUAAUAUACAAAAACUUGGUUUAAGAAUAGCUUAUCGUAAUAAUAAAACUAAAAGAUAA
Molecule: messenger RNA, 504 nt
Organism: Rotaria sp. Silwood1
Lineage: Eukaryota; Metazoa; Rotifera; Eurotatoria; Philodinida; Philodinidae
Source: the annotation of a GenBank genome assembly